Oncorhynchus gorbuscha (pink salmon) is the source of this 9213-nucleotide messenger RNA. RefSeq names its product ephrin type-B receptor 1-like. Gene Ontology annotation, biological process: cell surface receptor protein tyrosine kinase signaling pathway; axon guidance; protein phosphorylation. Bases 87 to 3218 code for a protein of 1043 amino acids. Gene Ontology annotation, cellular component: plasma membrane; neuron projection. The record is from RefSeq and is a predicted model, not a curated record. The transcript has 16 exons. Gene Ontology annotation, molecular function: protein binding; transmembrane-ephrin receptor activity; ATP binding. Lineage: Eukaryota; Metazoa; Chordata; Actinopteri; Salmoniformes; Salmonidae.
CACUCGAUGAGGUCCUACGCUGGUUGUCACAUAGUCUUUACUACGGUUUGAAAUGUGACUCUCACAACACGGGUUUACCGACUGGAAUGCACCGCUCUGUGACAACUGAAGGGAUUUUUUUUUGUGCGCGCAAAUCCUGCGUGGUUCUCAGUGGAUAUAGGCUGUGUGGACUACACAUUCCUGCCAUGACUGUGGAUUUGCUUGCGGUUUUAUGGGUCAUCAUCACCACCACGGUUUCCGCGAUGGAAGAGACGUUGAUGGACACACGGGUGGCUACGGCUGAGCUAGGCUGGACGGCCUACCCUGCGUCUGGGUGGGAGGAGGUGAGCGGCUACGACGAGAACCUCAACACCAUACGGACCUACCAGGUGUGCAACGUGUUCGAGCCCAGCCAGAACAACUGGCUCCUCACCACCUUCAUCGACCGACGUGGAGCUCAGAGGAUCUACGUGGAGAUGCGCUUCACCGUGCGUGACUGCAGCUCCAUCCCCAACGUUCCCGGCUCCUGCAAGGAGACCUUCAACCUUUACUACUACGAGACGGACUCGGUCAUCGCCACCAAAGGAACCGCCUUCUGGAUGGAAGCCCCUUACCUAAAGGUUGACACCAUCGCGGCUGAUGAGAGCUUCUCCCAGGUGGACUUCGGCGGACGGUUGAUGAAGGUCAACACGGAGGUCCGGAGCUUUGGCCCACUGUCGAAGAACGGGUUCUACCUGGCGUUUCAGGACUAUGGUGCCUGUAUGUCGCUGCUCUCGGUUAGAGUGUUUUAUAAGAAGUGCCCCAGUGUGGUGCAGAACUUUGCCAUCUUCCCUGAGACCAUGACAGGGGCUGAGAGCACCUCCCUGGUCAUCGCUAGAGGAAUCUGCAUCCCAAAUUCAGAGGAGGUGGACGUGCCCAUAAAGCUGUACUGCAAUGGAGAUGGCGAGUGGAUGGUUCCUAUCGGGAGCUGCACCUGCAAGGCCGGGUUCGAGACUGAUAACGGGAACGUCUGCCGAGCCUGCCCCCCAGGGACAUUUAAAUCAACCCAGGGUCCAGGCCUCUGUUUGCAGUGCCCCUCCAACAGCCGCUCUACAGCCGAGGCCGCCACUAUCUGCAUCUGCCGCAAUGGUUACUACCGCGGUGACAUGGACCAGCCUGACAUGCCCUGCACCAGCGUUCCCUCGGGCCCGCGGAACGUGAUCUCCGUCGUGAACGAGACCUCCGUGAUCCUGGAGUGGCACUCGCCUAGGGAGACAGGCGGUCGUGAGGACGUGGUCUACAACAUUGUUUGUAAGAAGUGCCGGGCGGACCGCCGUACCUGUUCACACUGUGACGACAACGUGGAGUUUGUUCCGCGGCAGCUGGGCCUGACGGAAACCAGAGUGUUCAUCAGUAACCUGUGGGCCCACACGCUCUACAGCUUCGAGAUACAGGCCGUCAAUGGGGUGACCAAUAAGAGCCCCUACCCUGCCCAGCACGUGUCUAUAGACAUCACCACCAACCAGGCUGCCCCCUCCAUCGUACCCAUCAUGCACCAGGUGAGCUCCACCAUGAAGAGCUUCACAUUGUCAUGGCCACAGCCUGAACAGCCCAACGGAAUCAUCCUGGACUACGAGCUACGCUUCUACGAGAAGGACCAUUCAGAGAUCAACUCCACCGUGGUUCGCAGCGAGACCAACACAGCCAGGGUGGAGGGCCUCCGGGCGGGCAUGGUCUACGUCGUGCAGGUGCGGGCCAGGACCGUGGCUGGCUUUGGCAAAUACAGCGGCAAGAUGUGCUUCCAAACCCUCACAGAUGAUGACUAUAAGUCAGAGUUGAGAGAGCAGCUUCCACUAAUCGCAGGGUCAGCUGCAGCAGGAGUGGUGUUCAUCGUCUCUCUCGUGGCCAUCUCCAUCGUCUGCAGCAGGAAACGGGUGUACACCAAGGAAGCGGUGUACAGCGACAAAUUACAGCAUUACAGCACAGGAAGAGAGCUCUCCCUGAGAGCCGACAUGUCUAACUGCACCUCCCCACUGGGCUGCCCGACCCACUUCUCAGGCUCUCCGGGGAUGAAGAUCUACAUCGACCCCUUUACCUACGAGGACCCCAACGAGGCCGUCCGGGAGUUCGCCAAGGAGAUCGAUGUGUCCACCGUCAAGAUCGAAGAGGUCAUUGGUGCAGGUGAGUUUGGUGAGGUGUACAAGGGACGUCUGAAGCUCCCAGGCAAGAGGGAGAUCUACGUGGCCAUUAAGACCCUGAAGGCAGGAUACGUGGAGAAGCAGAGGCGGGACUUCCUGUCCGAGGCGUCAAUCAUGGGACAGUUUGACCACCCCAACAUCAUCAGACUUGAGGGCGUGGUUACCAAGAGUCGGCCAGUCAUGAUCGUCACAGAGUUUAUGGAGAACGGGGCCCUUGAUUCCUUCCUGAGGCAAAACGAUGGUCAGUUCACCGUGAUCCAGCUGGUGGGCAUGAUGAGGGGCAUCGCGGCGGGCAUGAAGUACCUCUCUGAGAUGAACUACGUCCAUAGGGACCUGGCCGCCCGCAACAUCCUGGUAAACAGCAACCUGGUCUGCAAAGUGUCUGACUUCGGGCUGUCGCGCUACCUCCAGGACGAUACCUCUGAUCCCUCCUACACCAGCUCUCUGGGGGGUAAGAUCCCAGUGAGGUGGACGGCUCCAGAGGCCAUCGCCUACAGGAAGUUCACCUCAGCCAGUGACGUGUGGAGCUACGGCAUCGUCAUGUGGGAGGUGAUGUCAUUUGGAGAGAGACCCUACUGGGACAUGUCCAACCAGGAUGUGAUCAAUGCCAUAGAGCAGGACUACCGGCUGCCCCCUCCCAUGGACUGCCCCUCAGCUCUGCACCAGCUCAUGCUGGACUGCUGGCAGAAGGACCGUAACGCGCGGCCACGCUUCGCUGACAUCGUCAACACCCUGGACAAGAUGAUCCGCAACCCAGCCAGUCUGAAACAAGUGGCCAGCAUCCCGGCAGUGCCUUCCCAGACCCUGUUGGAUCAUUCUAUCCCAGACUUCAACACCUUCAGUUCAGUGGGAGAGUGGCUGGGAGCCAUCAAGAUGACCCAGUACAGAGAUAACUUCCUCAACUCUGGCUUCACCUCCCUGCAACUGGUGGCACAGAUUACAUCUGAAGACCUCCUGAGGAUAGGUGUCACCCUGGGGGGCCACCAGAAGAAGAUCCUCAGUAACGUCACCUCCAUGCGGGUGCAGAUAAGCCAGUGCCAGUCGCCCACUGCCGUGGCAUGACUGGAGGAGGCGCCAUGCCACGGGGCGGGCAGCAUUCGGGUUGGCAGGGACUACAGCAGAAAGGACUACACCCCUCACCGAAUGACCCCCGACCCGUCGGAACGCGCCAGGGUCGAGACUAUCAUUCUCAUCUAAUCCCAUCGGACAUAUAAUCAAACAUCAUUACCCAGGAGGCCAGGGUCCAGACGAAGACUAACUAUCAAUUUCCACUAAUCUGAGUUAUUCUGAGUUAUGAUGUAGAGUUCAAUGUGUUCGGAGGCUGUUUUUUUUUCAAUCUUAAUCUGUGAGGUAAUAGAGUAUGGUGGUACUGACUCAGAGAGUCUUUGGGAAUAUCAGAUGUAUGUCUUGACUGGAUGAUGUUAGACUGGAGAGGAGGAAAUGGAAGACAUUUUGAAGAGGAAGAUCAUCGGUGAAUCUCAAACACCCCCCAAUUUGUUCAGAGGGCCCUCCGUUGUCACGGGUUGGUGACGAAGCUCAGAGGUUGACUUCCAGAGAGUGGCGAGGGGAUGAAUACAUCAGUCACCUUUUGGAACACACUCAUGGCAAUUCAUGUUUCACUUUUAGAUACUAAAACGAGCAUGAAAUUCAACCCACUGGGCAAAAACGGGUUGAAUCAACAUUGUUCCCACAUAAUUUCAACAAUACAUGUGAUGAUAUUGAUUCAAUGUGGAAAAUUGAUUGGAUUUGGAUUGAUUGCAAAUAGUCCGAAAUGUGAGGGAAUUUCAUGUUUUUUUUCAGCUAACUUUGAACCUAAAUCCAAAGUCAUAGCGACAUUUUUUGUUGAUUUCACAUUGAAUUCACGUUAGUUGACAACUCAACAACCAAAUGUAUAUAUUUUUUUAAAUGAUGUUGAACUGACGUCUGUGCCCAGUGAGAAAUGAACAAAUCCCCCUAGGCCAUUUUACAAGAUAUAAACCUCAGUAACAGUUACACAUUUCAUUUGGGAAGUAUUUCGUCUGUUACGUGUCUUGAAAUCAGAUGGUGGACCUGCUCUGAUAGUUUUAUGCAUGUGGCAUAUAACUAGGCACGCACUCUCCAAACAUAUUGAGGUGCGUGUCGGGAUAGGACUACACCCCUCACCGAAUGACCCCCGACCCGUCGACCCGUAGCACUUCGCUAUGAAGCCUGCAGCCUUUCUGGCUUGGUCGAAGUGGCUGUGAGAGGGUUAAAUUAGCCCCUACACCCUCGAUCAUUUUCACUCCCUCAGCUGUGGUACAAUGUGCAUAUGGCGCAGGUGCGCGUGGCCAGGAGCAAGGAGCAAGGGGAAGGGAGUGAUUUGGGAUUCAGCCAAUGUCAUCAGAAGGCCCCUGAUUUGUCAUUUGACCCCAGCCUUCCUCAAAGACUGAAAUGAGGAUGCAUUGGUCUGGCUAGGAGCAGCAGUAUGAAAUGAGGAUGCAUUGGUCUGGCUAGGAGCAGCAGUAUGAAAUGAGGAUGCAUUGGUCUGGCUAGGAGCAGCAGUAUGAAAUGAGGAUGCAUUGGUCUGGCUAGGAGCAGCAGUAUGAAAUGAGGAUGCAUUGGUCUGGCUAGGAGCAGCAGUAUGAAAUGAGGAUGCAUUGGUCUGGCUAGGAGCAGCAGUAUGAAAUGAGGAUGCAUUGGUCUGGCUAGGAGCAGCAGUAUGAAAUGAGGAUGCAUUGGUCUGGCUAGGAGCAGCAGUAUGAAAUGCGUAUUGAAAGAAUGCAAAUAGACAUGUUCAAUAUACACACAUACGGGAAAAUGAUACAGAGACAUACAGUGGUGAUUGGUUGAUUUGACAUUUUUCUCACCUUAUAUUUUUUCAUUUGAAGCUUUUGACAUUUUUGAGAUCUCCUCAAGGUCGACCAAAGUUGAACUGGCUGGAAAGGAGAGCUUCUCUGACAUUUUGUUGGUAUUGUGUUUUGCUUUUCCACCAUGAAAGCAGGGAACAAAAUUCUCUACCAUGUUUUCACUUUAACACUACCUGUGGAUGUCUGGGCUGAUGGCCUUGCCAAAGGACUAGUGAAAUGGCCUCACCCAGAUUCUGAGAAUAUAUAUAAAUAUGUAUAUCUCUAACUAAAUAUGAAUAUAUCUUCUGAAUAAAUCUUCAUAUUGAAGGUGACUUGUAUGAAUAUGUAUGCACAAAACUCUCUCUGCUUGCCUUUUUGGCAAAGAUGACGUUUUUGUGGACUGGAUUGUGAUGGAGAUGGACUCAUAAUGUAGUUUCUCUACAGCGCCACCUAGCCCUCUGGAGGACAAAACAUAAAGACACCAUUUUGUUUCUUUCCCCAAUGCUGAGGGGUCAUCACAUGGACAAUCCUGAAUGAAUUUUGAGCUGGAAGCAAAUGUACAAAGGACCAUGUACAAAUGACUCUUUCUGUGGAUGUGUAUAAAACAACUAUAGGGAUAAAAAAAAGUAACAAAAUGUCCCUUCUCUGAAGAGCCCAUGUUAAAUGUAAGUGUAUUCAUGCCAUAUCUUGCUGGUGAGCACUUACUUGUACAGAUUGUAUUUUUCUUUAUUUCCUCUUGUUUGUUGCUUGUGUUGGAGUGAUUGGAACCAUCAAGAAUGGGAAGUAGAGUGGAUAGUGUCUCGUCUACUGGCCAAGGUCUACGGUAUGUAUUGUAUCUGCUAUUGAUGUGUGUGUGUGUGUGUGUGUGUGUGUGUGUGUGUGUGUGUGUGUGUGUGUGUGUGUGUGUGUGUGUGUGUGUGUGUGUGUGUGUGUGUGUGUGUGUGUGUGUGUGUGUGUGUGUGUGUGUGUGUGUGUGUGUGUGUGUGUGUAUGUGAAUAUCUGGGUCUGGCUUAGCCAACAGGCGCCUCUUGAUAAACACAGACAAACAGCUCACAGAGGCACUCCGCACACACACAAAAUCAAUAAUAGCACCGCGGAGGGGUUCAACUCGCACUUCAACCCCCACACACCUGUUACCUAAAGAGAGGAGUUCAUCUUGCACUUCAACCCCCACACACCUGUUUCCUUAAAGAGAGGAGGUCCUCUCGCACUUCAACCCCCACACACCUGUUACCUAAAGAGAGGAGGUCCUCUCGCACUUCAACCCCCACACACCUGUUACCUAAAGAGAGGAGGUCCUCUCGCACUUCAACACCCACACACCUAUUACCUAAAGUGGCUAGUUUUACAGCUAUUACUAGUACACUAAAAGCUAUGUCAAUUGUAAGUAUUGCUUAGUGACUGCUCCACCUACGUUGGCCAAUAUUAAUUUAUAUGUGUCACUUUGGUAUAGGGAUCAGGAGACAGGCGCAGGAAUACGUAAUAGUGGUUUUUCUUACCCAAAUUACAGCGUGCCGUUUAAAUGCAAGGGGGAGAAGACCAAAGAAACACAUAUACAAAACACAGGGUUGAAACCCAACAAAAGAGCGAGGAGUACCUUGAGUAAGUACACCGGGGCGAGACCCGUAAUCAUCUGCGCAAUACAAGCGGCACGAAAGCCAAAACAACACAGCACAGGUACUCACACGAUCAACAGACAAUGGAACAAUAAUCGACUGCCCAAUGGAAACCAAUGGGCACAUUUAUACAAUUACAAUCCGGGAAAUGGAGACGAGGUGUGCGUAAUGACACCGUUCUGGAGGGAUCCUUGACAAAAUGUCCAUAACGGGGUGUAUCUUCAUUUCCAAUCAAGUCAUAUUUUCACUUAGUCGUACACUGAUGUCAAUGGAUGACUCAGUGAAAAUUUGCCUCACUUGGAAGUUAGUAGUUGCCCCAAUGUUUAUAAGUGGAACACACUCUAUUGCAAUUGGUGGAAGACAGAAGAGGUUGGUGAGAGGAGCUUUAGGGGGACGGGGUCAUUGUAAUGGCUGGAAUGGAAUGAAUGGAACAGAGUCAAACACGUGGUUUCCAUAUCUUUGAUACCGUUCCAUUCCAGCCAUCUAAUGAGCCUGUCCUCCUAUAACUCCCCCCUCCAGCCUCCUCUGGCGGAAGAGGUUUAUUUUUGAGAUGGUGGCUACUGAGGACACGGAUACUAUUGCAGUUGGAGUGAGAGUGUCCUUCUGAAGUAUGUCUGAAGAUGGAGUAAAUGGUGGUCCAGGAGGGGAAGCUGACAUGAUGAGUUGGAGGGCUUCGGUACACAGGGUUGAUUGUACUACUAGCCCUGCUCUUGUGUAUGCUAGAAGCCUGUGAUUGCAGUGUGAUUGGUGUGGUGUAGUCUGAGAAAUAGAUGGCUGUCUGGUCUUGCACCAAUCACACUGAAUCUCAACUAUGUCUGACAGCAAGGUGAAGGAACCUGGUUGAAGAUGGUGGAACUGCUCUGAUAACUCUGUCGAAACCAAAGGGAAUUGGGUUAUUCCCAAUCAGAUCAAAACAUACAAUUAUGAAUAAGUGUAGUCGCCAACCCACUGACAUGUCCACUUUACUAAAGUAGGCAAUCAAUGCGAAGGCAACAACCCAUGUUACACUGUAGAUAUAGCAAAAUCCUCAUUAACUGUGAAUUGGCCAUAUUAAUUAAGCCUUCCAGGGACAGCAGAGGGAAAUUAAGUAUGCCUAUGUUUGAUCUUCUACAGAGUAGGCCUAUGGCAAGUGUCUAAUAUUGGAACACGAUACAACUUAACCAGAUUUUGUCUGGUUGUAAUCUCUCAUUGCAUCGAUUUUCUUGUAACUACAUCCUCAGGUGUCAGGUCAUGACAAACUGCUGUUUCCCCAAACACAGAUAUCGUAGACUGCUGUUCUACUAGCCACUCUGUGGAAUUGGCCAGCCUUCUGCACUCCUGUGCCAAGCAAUGGGUUUUUACUUUAGUAGGGGUGUGGCUCCAUGUCUAAGACUGGGGUACCCACCUUGGCGUCUGAAAUUAGAAAUCAAUCGCAGCCCAUUAGCAGAUUAUUAAGUAUCCUCAACCCCCUCACCCCUUCAUUUUCCCUUCUGUCUCACAUCUAUCCCCCCAUCCCUUGCUCCUUCUCAUGGCCAGGCUCCAGCUCAUUUAUCCUGAGUGUAAAAAACCUGUCUCAGGCCCAGGUCUGGAUGUGGGUCUGGGCCUCGCCGGGCCUGCCCAGCUGGCUGUGGCUGAGAAAUGGCUGCAUCUCGGACUCUCUGCUCCAGUGCACCCAUGCAGGCACGGGACCAGGCCACCUGCUGGGGCCUCAGGGCCUCAGUCUAACAGCGGUCUGAUCAGCCAUGAGGAGGGAGAUGGAUGGGUCUGGGGCCAGCACACACACACACACACAGGCAUACACACACACACACGCCAAGGAGUCCGCUGUCACAGCUACUGCACGGCAGUCUAUCUCAUAAUGAAGAGAGAGUGGGCCGAGACCUGAUAGUGGGUGUCUAUUGGGAACAUGAGCGGGGUGAGAGAAGAGAGGGGAGGGGGGAGGGGUUGACGGACUAUGAAACAGUAGCACUAUACAUCAACUAAGGUAUAUUGGGGUCGGUUCUAAUUGUUGUAAUUCAGCUACAGUCUACGACCACCUGAGCUGUUUCAAUAAACCGUACAUGACAACCUAUACAUGAAGCUCUUUAGGUCGAAACCUAGCUUUUAAAAUCCCUUUCAACAUCAUUCACACAAGCCCGGAGUACCCUGCGCAUACCUAAUCAUUCUUUCUUCUGAUUAACGCUGUCUGUUUAUUCAAUGGAGGGAUCUCAUUUCAAUCCAUUACGCUUCCAUUCAGGCACGUCUCAAGUAUAUGCCAUUCAACAUGCCUGUCUAUGAAUGAGAUGACAGAGCACUCUGUGAUUCCCAGUUUUCUUGUUUUCCAUUUGCUAAUGUUGGAUGUAUUAACAUUCUGUCUCUAAUAGCAUUCCACUAUAGAAUCGUGACAUGAAAAGCAAUUAGCACUCCCUCCAUAAUGAGCCAUUUCAGAAUUAGCUGUCAUUGUCCCAUUCUCUCCUCCUAAAAAAAACAUAUAUAUAUUCAUCUGUGGAUUACUUUGAUAAUCAUUUUUUACAAUGACAUCUGUUUUGAUUUGUUACAACUUUGUCUGAAAAGUGGGCCUGGGUGUGUCCAUUCAACUGAUGAUUGCUGUUGAAUAAAUAUUUGUGUAGUUAAAUCUGUUUCAGAAAGUAUUGUUUUAGUUGGAAAUAAUUCCUCUAU